Messenger RNA from Candidula unifasciata, 1173 nucleotides. Lineage: Eukaryota; Metazoa; Mollusca; Gastropoda; Stylommatophora; Geomitridae. The record is from the annotation of a GenBank genome assembly.
AUGAUGCUGCAGCUGCUAAUGGCUGUUUGUCUCGGUGCCCUAUGUGCCCAAGGAAAAACAGUUUCCAACUUCGAUCAUUAUGACUGCGCACAAGUUCCCGCUGAGACUACGAGAUGGAAGGCCACGGUUUCUCUCACAAAGCCCGUAUAUUUGGUUGAGGCUGUUGGAGGAGAGGUCACCUUCAUUCAGGACGAUGGCCAGUACCUGGAGAUCGUUGGCACCGAGCAGAAACCCAACAAUUAUGUGUGCCUCAGCAUCCACGGGAAGUACUCCGGCGAAGCUCCCAAAGCUGUAGUUCAUGUGAAGCCUUUGAAAUCUUCCAGUGACGUCACGACCAGGGAAAUUAGGAGCAUCAAAAUCCGAAGAGCUACCGAUGUUUGGCACCUGAGUUCUGUGCCAUCUACAAGUAACAUCAAGACGCUGCUGCAAGGAUUCGAGCCAUACGUCCAUAAGUGGGGAGAUGACUCAAUGUCUUCCAGCACUGCACAUAUAUCGUCUCCAGCUCUUGCAGUCCAUUAUGCCAAAGGAAGUUACUCUCAAACAAAGAAUGUUAGAGGUGUCGGCUUGUUCACUACUCCCAAUGGCUUGUCAUCGAGUGCCGAUGAUCUAGUUUUAAACUACGACAUCUACUUUGACAACUUUGGUUGGGGUCGUAUGGGUAAGCUCCCGGGCCUCUACGGAGGUGUUCAAGGUGAAGGAGCAUAUCAGUGCUCCGGGGGCAACAACCCGUCUACCUGCUUCUCACUGAGACUUAUGUGGCGCUCUGGAGGCGAUGGUGAGCUGUAUGCCUACAUUCCCAGCAACCAGGAGUCCGGAUUUAACGACCGUGAUGACGUUAUCGCCAACUCUGACUAUGGUCAGUCAAUUGGUAGAGGAAAGAUUCGCUUCCAGAACGGAGUCUGGCAGACUGUGACAGAACAAGUUCAUCUCAACACCAUUGGACACACCGACGGAUGGGUAAAGUUUUGUAACCAGGUCCACGGAGGAGGUAGCCAGCAGUGCUACACAGCUAGCAACCUGCGCAUGCGUAACAGUGCUGGUCAUCAUCUUCGGGGUCUGUUCUUCUCCACGUUCUUUGGAGGCAGCCAGCCAGACGAUGCAGCUCCUAAUGAUUGCCACACCCACUUCAAGGAACUGCGUAUCCAAGUCCCUGAUGGCGCGGUGGUUGGCUGA